Molecule: messenger RNA, 1725 nt
Organism: Rangifer tarandus platyrhynchus (Svalbard reindeer)
Lineage: Eukaryota; Metazoa; Chordata; Mammalia; Artiodactyla; Cervidae
Source: the annotation of a GenBank genome assembly
AUGUCAGGGCAGGAGAACAUGCCCCCCAACUGGCUCUGGUCAUGGCUUUCUAAGUCCCAACGGGAUUUAUUGAAGUCCAUCCUGACUGGGGCUCCAGGAGGACCAGCGGGGUACCUGCGGCGGGCUAGUGUGGCCCAGAUGACCCAGGAGCUGGGCAUUUCCUUCUUCCAGCGGCAGCAGCUGCCAGCCGCCAUGGCAGACACCUUCCUGGAACAUCUGUGCCUGCUGGACAUCGACUCUGAGCCUGUGGUCCCUCGCAGUACCAGCAUCAUCGCCACCAUCGGGCCGGCAUCUCGCUCCGUGGAGCGCCUCAAGGAGAUGAUCAGGGCCGGGAUGAACAUCGCGAGACUCAACUUCUCCCACGGCUCCCACGAGUACCAUGCUGAGUCCAUCGCUAACAUCCGUGAGGCGGUGGAGAGCUUUGCAGAUUCUCCGCUCAGCUACCGACCUGUGGCCAUCGCUCUGGACACCAAGGGACCAGAGAUACGCACUGGGAUCCUGCAAGGGGGCCCGGAGUCCGAAGUGGAGAUAGUGAAGGGCUCCCAGGUGCUGGUGACGGUGGAUCCAGAGUUCCGGACGCGCGGGGACGCGAACACCGUUUGGGUGGACUACCCCAAUUUAGUCCGAGUCGUGCCGGUGGGGGGCCGCAUCUACAUUGACGACGGGCUCAUCUCCCUAGUGGUCAAGGAAAUCGGUCCAAAAGGGCUAAAGACCGAAGUGGAGAACGGCGGUGUCCUGGGAAGUCGGAAGGGCGUGAACUUGCCAGGCGCGGAGGUGGACCUGCCCGGGCUGUCCGAGCAAGAUAUCCAGGACCUGCGCUUCGGGGUGGAGCAUGGCGUGGACAUCGUCUUUGCCUCUUUCGUGCGGAAAGCCAGCGACGUGGCUGCCGUCCGGGCUGCUCUGGGGCCGGAAGGACAGGGCAUCAAGAUCGUUAGCAAAAUCGAGAACCACGAGGGCGUAAAGAAGUUUGAUGAGAUCCUGGAGGUGAGCGACGGCAUUAUGGUGGCACGGGGUGACCUGGGCAUUGAGAUCCCAGCCGAGAAGGUUUUCCUGGCUCAGAAGAUGAUGAUCGGCCGUUGCAACUUGGCGGGAAAGCCCGUUGUCUGUGCUACACAGAUGCUGGAGAGCAUGAUCACUAAGCCCCGGCCAACUCGGGCAGAGACGAGUGAUGUGGCCAAUGCCGUGCUGGAUGGGGCAGACUGCAUCAUGCUGUCGGGGGAGACUGCCAAAGGCAACUUUCCUGUGGAGGCUGUAAAGAUGCAGCAUGCGAUUGCCCGAGAGGCAGAGGCUGCCGUGUACCACCGGCAGCUCUUUGAGGAGCUCCGCCGGGCGGCACCACUGAGCCGGGAUCCCACGGAGGUCACCGCUAUUGGUGCUGUGGAGGCUGCCUUCAAGUGCUGCGCUGCUGCCAUCAUCGUGCUGACCACAACUGGCCGCUCAGCCCAGCUUCUGUCUCGGUACCGACCUCGGGCAGCGGUCAUUGCCGUCACCCGCUCUGCUCAGGCCGCCCGCCAGGCCCACCUGUGCAGAGGAGUCUUCCCUGUGCUCUACUGUGAGCCUCCAGAGGACAUCUGGGCCGACGAUGUGGACCGCCGGGUCCAGUUUGGCAUCGAAAGCGGAAAGCUCCGUGGCUUCCUCCAUUCUGGGGACUUGGUGAUUGUGGUGACAGGCUGGCGACCAGGCUCCGGCUAUACCAACAUCAUGCGGGUGCUGAGCGUAACUUGA